UGCCUACACAAUGACAGUUUCCGUCAGCUUGACUCGCUAAUCGUAACCGCGUUGAGCGAGCGUUUUUUUCGUUUCCAAUUUCAGUUUGGAACGACAAUUUCAUCAUUUCAAACUAUCGAUCGAUCUCGAUUAAAAUAUCAGAUACAGAAAGAGACAUUUUUUUUUGAUAAAUACGAGUUGUACUUUGUGUACUUAAACUCUGAACUUCCAGCUCGAGGCCCAGCAGAGAGCUCGAGCGGCAGCUCCGAAAAGUUUGUUGUUGUCACGUGAUGUUAGACGAAUGUGGCGAUAAAAGUUUGUUUAGAUAGUAAAACUAGGUGGCGUACUUAAUUAAUAAAAGCUAUUGAUAACCGUUUUCACAAAAAUGCCUCAACCAAAACAUCGAAAGAUUGCUGUUAUAGGUUACAGGUCUGUAGGAAAGUCAUCUCUUACAAUACAGUUUGUGGAAGGACAGUUUGUUGACUCCUAUGACCCCACCAUCGAAAACACCUUUAACAAAUUGGUCAGCGUGACUGGUCAAGACUUCAAUCUUCAGCUGGUCGAUACAGCUGGACAAGAUGAGUACUCAAUUUUUCACCAAUCCCACUCGAUGGACAUCCAUGGUUAUGUCCUUGUCUAUUCAGUGACUUCCAAUAAAAGUUUUGAAGUUGUGCAGGCUCUACACGACAAGCUGCUAGACAUGGUUGGGAAGAUUCAGGUCCCAACUGUUCUUGUAGGGAACAAAAAAGAUCUCCACAUGGAAAGGGUUAUCAAGCCAGAGGAGGGAAAGAAAUUGGCUGAUUCCUGGGGUGCUGCAUUCAUGGAGUCCUCAGCCAAGGAGAAUGAGACUGCUGUGGAGGUUUUCAAGCGGAUCAUUUUGGAGAUGGAGAAAGCUGAUGGAAAUGCCCCUCCAGAGGAGAAGAAGUGUGCUGUGAUGUAAAAGUGUAUCCGGGACAUCAGUAAGCUCAUUUGCUGAAGACGAGGCACAACUUCACCAGCUUGCCAAUUGUGACCUCACCGACACCAAGACACUGCAGUGGAUUUUUUCUACUCCAUUGUGAUACUUGAUUGAUUUACAUAGCAAGGCAACUGCCCAGACAGUUGAUAAACUAUCCCACUAAUUGUAACCACAGGGAGAAGUUUUAUAAGAGCAAGAUUAAUAUUUGUUUUAGACAAAGAAGCACCGUCAUUGAACACUUUCUUUAAAUAUUGAAAUGUAAUCUAAAACUGGGCAAAAUCUUAAACCAAAUGCUCAGAAAAAAAAACAUUUUGGUCCCAAUUAAUUGCAUCAAAUCUUUCAUGAAAGUAUUAUGGUAAUAACUACUUCUAAAUCUGAUGUUUGAGACAUCAUUGGCUUAUAUUUUAACUCUUUGAAUAGUUGAGUUACUGUACAGGUAGGGCUGGUUAAUAAUCUUUUAAGGACUGGUAUUUCAAUAGGUCUUUUUUUGACAGUGAUUGAGAGUCACAGUUCACAUUGCUUUAAAUGUGGUGUUAAAAUGUCAGUAUCGCUCACAAAUGGAGUUCCUUGAACACCCUCGAAUGAGAUUUCACUUAAGAAAUUUCACUGGUUUCACAGUUUUUCUCACUGUAAUUUCUAUCAAUUUAUCUUCAGGUACCUUUCACCAAUGAACUCUUGAUCUUUGUCUUCACGAUGGAGGGAUCUAAUUGUAUAUCUAACAACUCACAUUUUAAGCUCUUCUGCGAGGCAGAUUAGUCCUCUUCCAUUGUUUCUACAGUUUAAUUUCUCCUUAUUGACUGUAAUAAAGAUGUUACAUUAUGGACCACCCUCAGAGACAUUUAGUAUAGAUUGGUAUAGAUCUUUGGUAUUUACCAGUUAUGGCCUUUUUAUACAAUAUAAAUAGAAUCUUAAAAAUUGGUUUGAUACUAUUGGUUAUAUUUUGAGUGGUGCAGGUUUACUCUCCCUUCAAUAUCCUAAGUAGAUUAUAUUCUUAUAAAUGCGUUAUAAUUAUGAACAUUGUUGAGUUGCAAUUUAAGUGCAUUUUAACACUGCGUAAGACUAUUUAAGUGGCUGAAGGCUACAGAGUUAGUAAUCUUUGAGCUAAUGACUUUGAUUUGAUGGUUCAUGCUGGCUGGAUUGAACAAAGCCAGGAUGGCAUGCAGUCCAUUUAAUUAACAUGGAGGAUUUGCAUGAUCACUGUCAGAUGCUUGAGAUCCUUAAUGAGUUGUUUUUCUUAGAUCCUGUAGCCUUACAAAGACAUGACACAAUGUGGAUUUCACCCCAUAAUCCUCAUGUUAUACCUGUAGUGGGUAAUUGUAACUUCUUUUUUUUAUCAAGUGCUUUACUGAGAAAGUAGUUGAUUGAUUGAUGAUGGUUGAACAAUAGCUGGUGAUGCUGUGUCUUGUGCCUUACAGUUCCUCAAACUCCCUCAUAUACUUCCCUUCAUGGCUCAAGGUGCUCUUGAAGGGUAUGUUUUUUUUUCCUUCUGUUGACUUGAUACCACGGUGCCGGUGGUGUUGUGCACCUGAACACCAAUAUCCACUUGUGGGUCAAUGUUGAUUCAGAAAUCUUGCUGUAAACAGUUUUGUAUAUAAAUAAAUCUGUUACUCAUU
Cottoperca gobio is the source of this 2550-nucleotide messenger RNA. RefSeq names its product Ras homolog, mTORC1 binding like 1 (gene rhebl1). Bases 365 to 919 code for a protein of 184 amino acids. Gene Ontology annotation, cellular component: membrane. Gene Ontology annotation, biological process: signal transduction. The transcript is spliced from 8 exons. The record is from RefSeq and is a predicted model, not a curated record. Gene Ontology annotation, molecular function: GTP binding; GTPase activity. NCBI's taxonomy places the organism in Eukaryota, Metazoa, Chordata, Actinopteri, Perciformes, Bovichtidae.